Messenger RNA from Orbicella faveolata, 1999 nucleotides. Its product is annotated as cilia- and flagella-associated protein 52-like. Gene Ontology annotation, molecular function: protein binding. Lineage: Eukaryota; Metazoa; Cnidaria; Anthozoa; Scleractinia; Merulinidae. The record is from RefSeq and is a predicted model, not a curated record.
GACUUCGUACUGCGUGUUAAGUUUUUUUGAUUUAGGUUUCUGAAAACUAAUUUAUGUUAGUUUACUAAAUUGUUUUUUGGGGGUGGCCAACCUAUGAGGAAACUUGUUCCUUUUUCUUGGCCUUCCCCUCAGUAUUAUGUUAAUUAUUUAUAUUUUGCUGAUAAAUAGGCUGGUAGCCCCUACUUGCCUUUUAAGCUCGGUUAACUUUACUCCUCUGUCAAGUGUUGAGCGGACUACUUUAAAAGCCCAUUUUAGCAAUACAACUUAGUGACGUAUAUCGGGCAAAAAAGGUGUCUGGUAUAAUUAGGAAUGAGGUUUACCUGGUUUUCAUUCCUGUAAGACGAGAACCUAAAGUGUAACAGGAGAAAGAGAUUUCGAUUGUCGGUGAUAACGGACCCAAUGGUCCUAUCGAUACAUCGAGAAGCCCGCCUUACAUUUCUGCACAUCCAGAUUGUGUCAGGAAAGCCAAAAUCUUCAACCUGUGGAAGGAAUUUAGCACUGGCGCAAGAGGGACAUUAAGUGCAUACAUGACAGCUCCAGAAUACCUGUUCUGAUCUGAAUAGCCCAAUUUUCUAAGAAUACCUGUGGUUGGACUUCUCAGAACUGACUGACACGGCUCCUUCAGCCCAGGGGCCACCAUAUGAUCAAAAGCAAGAGAAUACGAUCUGUCAAAAGUCAGUGACCAACAUUUUAUCUUGAAAUAAAAACAACCUAACCAGAACGUUCAGAAGCAUAUCGCCUAGGUGAUAUGUUUCUGGUACGUUACGUCCGUACGUUACUAUACUUGAUUCCUUACAUUGCGUCAGCAUUGCAAGAACAACCUCCUUCCCAGGCUCCUUUUUCUUCCUCAUAUUCACAAGAAGAAUAAAAGGCAAGUUUUAUUUGAGUAACUGAAUUAUGAGAAGGCUAAUCGACUGAAGAUUGUGAAUCGUUUUUUCUAGAAUCCCGGGACUAGAAUAAAGAACACCGUUUUCAUUUGUGCGAGAAAGCGCAGUACUUCACGGCUACGUAACAACGUUUCCACUCGUUUAGACUGGGAACGAUAGUAUGUCAGUAUACUUGUCAGCGGCAACAUGUAGCUCCAAAUGCGUCGUAUCCAGUAGCAACGCGCGCCAGGAUAAAACUAAAAUCAAAAGACGAUAGAGCAAAAAGAGUUGUACUGUUUUUGUAGUCUUGUUGUUGUAAGUUUGUCGUUCACAGCCAAGCGCCAUGAGUGAAAUAGAAGCUCUCGAACUUCACGCAAUCAUUGGAUUUGCAGGUGAAGUUCCAGGAGGCCUGUUGGUCAACAGCGACAGAGAGCAUCUUAUCUAUCCACUUGGCAACAAAAUCGUUGUGGAGGAAAUAAAAGAGGAGAAAAAGGCGGCUUCAGGAGGUAGAGGAUCCGCGACAAGAGUUAACGGUAAAAGCAAGAAUACACCCGAAGAUCGAAGGAUGCGUCAGAGAUUAUUGUCAGGGCAAGGCGACAAAGGCCUGGCAGUUUCUUGUCUAGCAGUUUCCAAGAGUGGGAAGUAUCUGGCAUCUGGCGAAAAGACUCACAUGGGAUUUAAAGCCGAUGUCAUUGUGUGGGAUUUUGAGAGGGGCACCAUAAAACAUACCCUGGAUCCACUGCACAAAGUUAAAGUGGAAGCACUCGCGUUCUCUCCAAAUGACAAAUAUUUAGUGUCCCUUGGAGGGCAGGAUGAUGGAUGGUAAGUCAACUGUAUUGAACGAGGUUGCAUGUGAUAGCAGAAAUUAUCAUCAAGGCUAGUGGUUGUGUUGCCAUACAGACAACAGAGACCUAAUUGAUAAUUUUGCUAUCAGGGUAAAACCUCAUCUUUUAUGAAGUGUGUAAUUGUUCAUUAAUCAAAAUUAUAACAAACUUCAUGGCUCUGAUCAGCUAUCAGUAACCCCUGUUUUUGCCCAAAUAGGAUAUUGCACACAUUGCAAGUGUAAUCAGACAUUUUAUUAUAUGGCUAGCUCUGUGAAUGGGCAAGAUGAAUCAAAUCCUGCACCGUGAUUG